AUGAGACUUAACAAUCUAAUUACAGAUAUUGUUUUUGUUGCAUUCAAGGUUUACCACCAUAUGAAAACUCGAGGGUACUCUAGUAGAUCAUUAAUGUCCUUGAAGCUGGAUAUGGCAAAAGCUUAUGACAAGGUGGAAUUGUCUUUUCCAGAGGCAAUUAUGCUCUGUUUGGGUUUUGCUCCUGUUUGGGUCUCUUUGAUGCAAAUUAUUGCUGGGAUGUGUACAGUUCCUUUUGAUCCGAGAGGUUAUUCCAGCUGGGUUCCACUGUUGCCAGGUCUCAUUAAAUUGAAUACUGAUGUCGGUAUUCUAGUGCCAGAUAGGAUUCAGGUGGGGGUAAUUUUUAGGGAUGAAUUUGGUAUGGUGCUGGCUCCCACGUUGAAGGUCAUUUGUGGUUCAUGGGCCUUGGAUGUAUCAGAAGCUAUGCUCUUCCAAAGCAGAGAAUGUUCCAAUAAUGGCUUGGGAUUUGUUCUUCAAGACUGUGUAGAGUUUGUGCAUAAUCUGAUUAAUUGUUCAUGGACCUAUGUGCGUUGGUUGGGUAAUGCUCUGGGUCAUGCUUUGGCCAAGUAUCAAUUUGAUGAAGGUAGUGGGCACGAAAAGGUUUGUAUAGAAGAUGUUCCUAGUGAUGUUGCCCAUUCUGUUUCUCAGGAUUUGUCUUUGCUUUGA
Messenger RNA from Hevea brasiliensis (rubber tree), 663 nucleotides. RefSeq lists its product as uncharacterized. The transcript has 3 exons. The coding region runs from base 1 to 663 and encodes 220 amino acids. Lineage: Eukaryota; Viridiplantae; Streptophyta; Magnoliopsida; Malpighiales; Euphorbiaceae. The record is from RefSeq and is a predicted model, not a curated record.